Sphaerodactylus townsendi is the source of this 1194-nucleotide messenger RNA. RefSeq lists its product as uncharacterized. The transcript has 6 exons. The record is from RefSeq and is a predicted model, not a curated record. The coding region runs from base 1 to 702 and encodes 233 amino acids. Lineage: Eukaryota; Metazoa; Chordata; Lepidosauria; Squamata; Sphaerodactylidae.
AUGAGCGAUGAAGGGUCUUACGUCUGUCGCCUCCCGAAUGGCUCAGAAACUCGCACCCUCGUGGAGAUGAAAACAGGAUGCCACAACAAUCUCACUGUUUCCUCACAGCGGCUCAAUGAGUCUUCUUUGCAACUCAGCUGCCAUCCCUGCCAGCCAGUGAAGGUGGCAGGUGGCUUUUAUUGGACGCUGAACUCCGAGAGGCUGGGCAGGCGGCGCUGGGCUCAGAAGAGUCACUCCGGUUCUUAUAUCACUUUGAAUCCCGUUCGGCCGGUCAUUUGGGGACGCUGGGAGUGCCGUUCGAUUGCCAAUCCCACGUGGGUCUCUGAAAUUUGCUUGAAGCCACCCACGAGGGAAGAUGCAGCUGAUGCACCUGGAGGGCCCAAAAUGAAAGGGGCUGAAAUCUGGAUAUGGGCACUGCUUGUGGCCGGGCUGGCUGUUGUUCCAAUUCUCGGGACAAUUGUGUGCCUCUGCAAAAGAAGAUCAGCAGGCAGGAAAAACAAAAGAAGAAAGAAGGAAAUAGAUCAUGCUACCCUGAGAUGUCCACCUGGAGUUCUCCUGCAACAGGAUGAGGAGCUGCCAGAAAGGGAAGAUCUGGAAGAGGCAACCACUUCCCUUCAUUAUGCUCAACUGCAGCUUCCUCCAAGGAAAUUCCCUUCCAUCCCGAGUCUGGAUGUUACCACCAUUUAUGCAGCAAUUGUCUGAAGCUGCUUCUGUCUCUCCCACCUGGGCACGAAGCUCCAGAGACCAUCUUUCGAUUCACCAGGGAGAUUUUCGCUCGCUCCUUGCCUCAGCUCCCGAAACCCCUCUCUAGUUGACCUGUCCCCUUUGCUCCUUGAACUGCACCGUCUUCAAUCACCCCAAAAUGGCAACGCCUCCUGCUUUUUCUUUCUCACCUCCUUCAACUGCCUCCCUUGAAGCCAGGAGUCUACUUACAAUAAGCAAUUUAUCCAAGUGUAUAUUUGUGAACCAUUUUGUGUAAUGAAACAAUAUUACCUGCACAGAAAAGCCCCCUUGAAUAGUUCAGUUUUGCACAGACCUACCUAGUGCUUAAAGGCCCUGCCUUUUUGCCAGCUGAACGCAAUUCAUACAUUUAAAAGAAAUGUUUAAAUCAGGGCUGAGGUCAGCUUUCAGUGUCCCUUUUCCUCUGUGUAUUGGGAGUAAGCAACAAAGGAUCCACCACAAUGGAAAGUCAAA